AUGCCGAACAACGAUGAUGACAAUGAUAGCAGAACUGAACCUCAGGAUCAAGAAGUGGAAACCAACAUCUCAGUGGUUGUUGGCUAUGCAUUCGGUCCGAAGAAAAUGAAAUCGAUGGGAUUUGUCAUGGCGGAAGCGUCCCGUGCUGAAUUUGUCAUGGUGGAAGCACCCCGUGCUGAAGUAAUUUCAGAAGAAGACGAUAGCUGUGAUGAACAUCAACAUUUUCAGUGCCUCGUAGCACCCCAGACUGUCUUCCCAGUACUUGGGAUCGAGAAAAGUAUCCAGUCAAGCCUUACCACUGAAUCUCUGCGAUGUUUGGAGAAAGCGAGCAAAAAAAGUUCAAAUCUAAAAGGAUUCUUGAGGCAUUUCUGGUCGACUUGUUCUUCGAACGGUGGCUCCGUCACCGAAACUGCUUCUUCUACACCGACGACAUGUGCACCAAUAGCUUCAAGACCGAGGCUAUCGAUUCAAAUAUCCUUUGUCCCGUUGGACCCCAAUUCUCCUUUUGAAGACCAAUGCGGGCGGGACCUCGACCUAAUACUUCACAAACUCACUGAAGACAUCCUGAGUUGCACGCUUGGAAACUGCGAUCCUUUAGCACGUGCAAGAGUGGAAAGACUUUCUCAGUAUCAGAGGAAUCAUCCAAAUUGCUGCAUGCUUGAUGACCCGAAAAAUGUAAUGACUUUGAUGAGUCGAUCGGACAUUGCUAUGAGACUUCAUAUUUGUUUGAAGGGCGUCACAACUGCAAAUGGAAUUGUGGUGCAUGCUCCAAAGUAUAUUGUCAUUAAGGAAGAUACUUCACAGCUACGCAAGCAGCUCAGUAGCGCUGGUCUCACACUCCCGCUAAUUGUCAAACCUCUUGUAGCUGCAGGCACGAAGCAAUCUCACCACAUGACAAUUGCAGUAAAAGAAUCUGCCAUCCUAAAUGGAAUACCAUCCAAUUCUUUGAUUCAGGAAUACGUCAAUCACAACCAAAAAUUAUACAAGGUUUACGUGAUGGGAACGAGGGUACAUGUUUACGAACGAGCAUCCCUCCCAAACUUGCCGGCAGAUGUGGCUGAAAAAGCAUCCACAGACCUCGUAAAGUUUGAUUCUCAGCACCCUUAUCCUCAGUUGAAGGAUUUUGGCAUCUCAUCUUGCAAUAAAUCACCAAUGACUAGAUUAAUGCCAGUCACACCAGAUGAAGUUAUGCCGCUUGUUGUUUCUUUGAAACGGGCUUUCGGAUUAGAGCUUUUUGGAUUCGACAUCCUUAUAUCCAGUGACCAUAACGAGUGGCUGGUAGUUGAUGUGAAUUACUUUCCUUCCUACAAAGAAGUACCUGAUUUUCCACAACAACUCGCAAACUAUCUCGCGCAACGUGUUUUGAGACAACGUUGUCAGAACAUGGAAUCCUCUUAUAACUGA
This is a messenger RNA of Cylindrotheca closterium, 1404 nucleotides long. The record is from the annotation of a GenBank genome assembly. Lineage: Eukaryota; Bacillariophyta; Bacillariophyceae; Bacillariales; Bacillariaceae.